UAGAAUAUUUUUCAAUAAUUCUUAAAUUUGACUUUCUAUAAGGUAAUGUUACGUCCCUCAGCUCUCUAGGAGUGAUGUGGUAGAGGGAGUGAGAGAGGUUGUGUGUAGGUAAAUAAUAACAGAGUAUUUGUGUCUCAAACAAAGGAUUUUUAUUAAACACAAAGCGCCUAUAAAGGGAAAAAAGGGUUAACAAAAAGCGCCAAGGGAGGAGAAAAAUAUCUAACUGAAAUAUUUACUAUUAAUAAAACACUAAAUUCAAUAAAUAUACAAACACUAAACAAGAGACGUCCUGUUAAGCAGAGAUGCUCAGGGGAAAUCCAAAAGGGGGAGUCAAAGGCCAGUCCGAAGUCAGAGUUACCAGAAAUCCUAAUUAUCGAGAGUAAAUCACUAAAUCACCAAAGUACCACCAAGCAGCACACACACCAGCACACGAGGAGAAGAGAGAAGUAAGAACACUUCCGUGCUCGAACUUCCCUGUGCCUUCUCCCUGACUGAGGGAGGACAUCAGCCUUUAACAGCUUCUCCCUGAUUAGGAGCGAUUACAAACACCUGUUACACCGGGAGACAGGCGAGGCAAAGCCACCGAGGCCAUCCUGUGGCUGAAAAGGGGCACUGUACGUAACAGGUAAUCUUUCAUAAUUUUUUCUCCCCUAGCCUCUACAGCUAAAUCAAUCAUUAUGCGGGCCUCUCACGUUGAUCGAUUGAGUUUCAUAAUCAUCAAAUUGAGCUAUCAGUCAGCGAGGAUGCGCUUCAAUCAAUCAGUCAAUCAAUCAAUCAAAUUUUAUUUCUAAAGCACUUUUCAAACAAAGUGUGAUUCAAAGUGCUUUACAAAAUGACCCCAGAUUCCCAUAACAGGUUAAAAACAUUAACAAACAUAUGCAAUCACACGCACACACAGACUCACACACACACACAAGUAAAAAUUAUAUUAGGCUGAGUCCAGAUGAGCCAAGUAUGGUAACGCAAGGAAACGCCAUCAGAGGAGCCGUCUGUCCCGGCAGCAUCAGGUCUUCCACACUAACCCCGGGUUUCCACCGGAGCCGUCAGCAGCACGUUACUGCAGCAGCUAUGACGUGCUGCUGCAGUAACGUGCUGCUGAUAGGAACCGCUGUGGUCAACAGAACCUUUUCCACCGGAGCCGUCAGCAGCGCGAGUCGGCCGCGUCUCAGGAGCAGCAUGUCGCGGCCUUUACGCGCCGGUUCUAUUUUCUACGCGCAACGCCUCUGAAACGGGUCAAGUUCGACAUUUUUGGGGAAGGAAAGACAGGAAAUCGGACGCGGAAAUGGAGAGAAGCUCCCGAGAUUUUCAGAAUAAAGAAGGUACUGCCUUCCGGUUGCUUUACUUUUAAAAAGGUUACUAAGUGUGCGUCCCCGUGAGAAGUUAUCACCUAGCUAGCGGUCUCCUUUGUUUUUCAGGUCCGUAUUGGCGAUUAUAAAACGGACAGAACAUAAAACACAAACCAUGUUGUAGUUUUCUCCUGCUUGUUGUUGUGUUUACUGACGAAGUCACUCGUGUGACUUUGUGCUCGGUCGGUGACAGCUGCUCCCCUGCUGCUUUGCGUCUCGUGGGAAGGACCAAGCAGCAGCUUACGCGAGCAAGACGUGCUGCUGCAGUAACGUGUUGCUGACGGCUCCCGUGGAAACCCGGGGUAAGUCAGGGCGCUCAGUGGAAGGGGAGCAUAGACCCCCUCCUAUAGAGCGCCCAGGAAGCUACAGUCGACCACCGCUCCCGGGGCAGAGGGCCCCCACAGAUGAAACACUGGAUUAAAAUGAGUAAAAAUGUAAUAAAAGAGCUAAUGUAAAUGACAAAAAUUAGAAAAUAAGUAAUAAAUAAAAUGAUAUAGACAGUAAAAUAAUAAUUUCAAUAAUAAAACUGUGCUAAAGUAUAAUCAUAUAGGACAUGCAAAGCAAGUAAUAAAAUAUAAUCAUGUAAAACGAGAAAUAAAACUGUAGAAAAUAUUUAGAUAAAAGCUAACCUAAAAAGCUUCAGUAAGCUGUGUUGGCAAACUUAUAUUUGGACAGGUAAAUAAAGUAUUGUACCAGAUUUUUGAAAUUUAAAUAUAAGAAGUAAUGGUGCAGCUAAUUAUUUGCUGCGUUUGCCAUCAGCUAAUGUAGGGCUAGCUUGAAUGCUAACUCGGCCUGUAAAGUCAACUAAAUAUUUGAUCAUUGUGUAUUUGAGCUGAUAAGCAAAGGCUUUAACCUUAAACCAUAUCAGACUAUUUGUUGUGAAUUAAGGCUCUGGCUCAUGGGUGUGCUACAUCUGUCCACCACCUCGUCCUCGAACCCAACUUCCACGCCAAAUAAAGGCACAUUUGACAACGGCCUCGCCGCCAUGAAUUCGUCUAUUGCGCGGUAGCAAGGAAAACUGGAAGGGUUGAACCCGUUUCUACUGUUGUGAUUCUUGGCAUUGUAGUACGCGGUCUUCAAACUUUUCCAUCGGUUUUUUAUCUGUUCAACCGUUCGAUCGAUCCCCGCUUCCUUCAAGCGUUCAUGAACUUGAUUGAAUAACUCAGAGUUUCUAGGUUUCCUACCAUCAAGUCUUUCUACAAUUUUUAGUUCUUUGAGUACAUCCAGCAGUGCAUUUGUGUCUGAAACAGACCAGUUUUGUUUCGCUCCCGCCAUGUUUUCCGACUUCCGUAAACGACAACGUAACGUACGUACAUAAACGUGUGACGUUACUGACAUGCGCAGUAAUGCGCAGUAGUCACUCGAGUGUUUUCAUGCACCGUGAUCGGAUUAACAAUCGGCAUAACCCAGCUGUCUCAAUCGGAAUGAAAAGUUGAUCCGAUUGAGUUUAAUCGGGUCAGAGUAUUCUGAAUGGUUUGUUUACAUGACCCAUUUUAAUUCCGAUCAGGCUUGUAUUCCGAUUAAAUGUGUCCAUGUAAACGCAGCUAGUGAAACCCAUGUUAAAGGAACAGAGAUUUUCUCCUCCGCAAGAAACUGAAUUCUUCGCCAUCUUUUUACCGCAUAGACAUAUUCCUUUACAAAUCUCCCAGGUGGUGGCAAGGCAACCUUGGAUUUCAUAAGAAUUAGAUGGCUUGGUGUGAGAGGUUCUGGUGCUUUAGGGGUGUUAAUGUUGUGAACGAUUAUUAAAAAUAGCCAAAAACCUCAUAGAGCAAAAUCCUAAGAGAUGCAUCAUCCAUUCCAUGGGACGCUUGUGCAAUCGUAGCAUUCAUUACGUUACGAAUGGUUCAGAUCUUGCGUUCCCAAAUGCCACCCACAUGACUUGCCGAAGGGGCAUUGAAAACAAACUCACAUUGUUUUUCCAACAAAAAAGCUCAUAGUUUAACGUCCUCACGCUGUUUUAGAAUCUUCAAAAGUUUGCUUCUGGCUCAAACAAAAUUAGUACCAUGGUCACAAUGUAACUGACUAUAACAGUUCCUCUUACGCUAAUAAAACAUCGCAGACCGUUAAGAAAGGCAUCUGUAGUAAGUUCUGUCAACAUUUCAGAAUGGACCGCUCGUGAAGUCAAGCAUGUAAAGAGAAGUCCAUAUCUCUUGAUUUCUUUACGCCCGAUUUCGGUACACAUAAUCACAAUACGUUUUUACAUACUCAUGUGGAGGUGGAAGUUGCUGCCACACGCCAAAUGGAGCAGAAGGCCAAUGUCAAUAUCACUUCUGGGUUACCAACCCUAGAUAUGUGGUCUAUAUUACGUGAAUCUGACACCUGCUGGCGACCACUUACAGUAUGUUUAUGUUUAUGUAUUUAGCAGAUAGGUUUCUGCUGCAGGAAAUCUUUUUCAGUUUGUCUAUAGGUCACAAAAUGAAGGGAAAAUUACAUUUGGUCUAAUUUAGAUAAUGAAACAUUAUAAAGAAAAAAGUAUUUUACUUGUCAGCAGGGAACGUGAAGACACUGCCUAAAAUAAUAAAAUAUUAUGACACGUAAAACUAUUGUCUGAGGAAGUUGUGUGGUUUAUCAGUCAGCCUCCAGUCCAGCAGGUGGCGCUAAAGAUGCUGGUCACCGACCACCGGAAGAAGCAGAAACCAGAAGUUGCUAGCAGUGCUAGCUUGUUGUUGUUCCUUUGGCCUCUCUGAGAAACGCGCUCGUUUUGCUGCUUUCAUCAGACUGAAGAGGUUCCCUCUAUCAGACUCGCUCAUCUGAGUUGGUCAUGAUGCAGGAUCGCUGCUCGCUCUCUCAUCCAUCCUGCUCACACUCUCCGACGGAAAAGCCCCGAAUCUGAAUGUGACUCUGGAGGAAAAAAGCGGUUAGCUCUACUCCGUGAACUCUGGUGAGCAAAGGUCCUCUUUUCCAGACUGGAUGUGUCCUCAGCUGAUCAGAACCAAAGCGUUGGAUCUUUAAUCUCCUGCGUUGUUCUGAAGCAGCAUCUUAAUCAGCUCUCCUGCUUUGUUUCUAUUGCAGCUGUUAGCUAAACACGGCUAAAGAAAACCUGCUACCACUUCAGGAUCAUCCAUCAGCAUGGACACAGAUGUUCAACAGCUGGUGCUGGUUAAAGAAGAAGCUCCUGAGGAACAGAGAGCAGGUGAGGACCAGAAAGACCCAGAACACAUCCACAUGAAGGAGGAACAAGAAGAAAACUGGACCAGUCUGGAGGGAAAGCAACUCCAUUUGAAGGAGGAAACAGAAGCUGCCAGGUUUCCAUUCACAUUGGCUUCUAUAAAGAGUGAGGAUGAUGAAGAGAAACCUCUGUUCUCACAGCUUCAUCAGCAGCAAGUAGAAGACAAAGAAGUUCAAACCAGCAGCUCAGCUCACCAGAUGAUAGCAGAAACUGGUGGAAGAGCAGACACUAGCAGGAACCAAGAUCUGAACCCUCAUGAACAGACAUCUGAUUCUUCAGAAACUGAAAUGAGUGGAGAUUAUGAAGAGGGUGAUGAUGUGAAUCUAGACUCUGAGCUGUCAGACUCUGGGUCUGAAACUGGAGAAGAGGACAGUGACUGGAAUGAAAGCAGGUCUUCUGAUUCACAUGUUAGGACUGUCAACAAGUCCUUUAGCUGCCCUGAGUGUGGUAAACAAUUUGUCCACAAGAGGUCUCUCCAGAAACAUGUGAGAGUGUCAGGUCAUUCAGCAAUAAGGUCUUCAAGCUGUUUGGUCAAAAAGAAAGGUGUUAGAGUGAAGCAACAUGUAGACUCAUGCAAGAAAGUCCAGAAAGAACUAAAAUCAUUUAGUUGUGAUGACUGUGGUAAACGAUUUAGUUCAAUGUGUAAUUUAAACAGGCACAUGAGAGUCCACACAGGAGAAAAACCUUUUGCCUGUGAGACCUGUGGUCAAAGAUUUGCCUAUAAACAAGCCUUAGACGCUCACAUGAGAAUCCACACAGGAGAAAAACCUUUUGCCUGUGAGACCUGUGGUAAACGAUUUGCCUAUAAACAAGUCUUAGACAGUCACAUGAGAAUCCACACAGGAGAAAAACCUUUUGCCUGUAAGCUCUGUGGUCAAAGAUUUGCCUAUAAACAAGGCUUAGGUGUUCACAUGAGCGUCCACACAGGAGAAAAACCUUUUGCCUGUGAGACCUGUGGUCGAAGAUUUAGCCAAAAGGGAAAUUUAAGCAUUCACAUGAGCGUCCACACAGGAGAAAAACCUUUUGCCUGUGAGACCUGUAGUAAAAGAUUUGCCUAUAAACGAGCCUUAGACGCUCACAUGAGAAUCCACACAGGAGAAAAACCUUUUGCCUGUGAGACCUGUGGUAAAAGAUUUGCCUAUAAGCAAGUCUUAGACAGUCACAUGAGAAUCCACACAGGAGAAAAACCUUUUGCCUGUAAGCUCUGUGGUCAAAGAUUUGCCUAUAAACAAGCCUUAGGUGUUCACAUGAGCGUCCACACAGGAGAAAAACCUUUUGCCUGUGAGACCUGUGGUCGAAGAUUUAGCCAAAAGGGAAAUUUAAGCAUUCACAUGAGCGUCCACACAGGAGAAAAACCUUUUGCCUGUGAGACCUGUGGUCAAAGAUUUGCCUAUAAACAAGUCUUAGGGCUUCAUAUGAAAGUCCACACAGGAGAAAAACCUUCUGCCUGUGAGUCCUGUGGUCGAAGAUUUAGCCGAAAGGCAGCUUUAGACGUUCACAUGAAAGUCCACACGUUCACAUGAAAGUCCACACAGGAGAAAAACCUUUUGCCUGUGAGACCUGUGGUCGAAGAUUUAGCCGAAAGGGAAAUUUAAGCAUUCACAUGAGAGUCCACACAGGAGAAAAAUCUUUUGCCUGUGAGACCUGCACUGAAAAAAAUAACUCUUUGGAUUUACUUGAUUUUAAUGUGUACAUCGGUUCCACAUGAUUACAAUAAGUUUUACCAAUAGAACAUGUCUCUUUCCUUUUACUAAU
Nothobranchius furzeri (turquoise killifish) is the source of this 6270-nucleotide messenger RNA. Lineage: Eukaryota; Metazoa; Chordata; Actinopteri; Cyprinodontiformes; Nothobranchiidae. The record is from RefSeq and is a predicted model, not a curated record.